GUAGUAGGACCAUUUCUUUUUUCACAGAUCCAAUGACACGCUUCAGUAACACGAAGAUAGUCAUGGACUCUGGACGCCAAUCACACAGUUCCUGCUCCAUUCGAACUCUUUUGGGCCUAACCACUGUACUUGUGGUUUUGCUUGCAAUUCUUCCCUGUUAUCCAACAUCGGCCAUGUCUGCUCUAUCAAGCGAUCACCACUCCUCUUGCAAUGGGCUUUACGACAAAAGCAUUUUUAAUCGGCUGAACCGCAUUUGCCAUGAUUGCUCCAGUCUCUAUCGCUCACCCGAGUUUCACACACUUUGCAGGUUGGAAUGUUUUACAACUCCUUUCUUCAAGGCUUGUCUCAAAGUCUUGCUUAUGGGGGACCAGGAUCCAGAUUACUCCGAAAUGAUCGACAAAAUUGGCCGCUAAAUAACGCAACUUUCAAGAUUAUAAUAUCGUGAUUAACAGAGCGUGCGCUCCUCCUCUCUAGAUCUUAUAUUACUAUGUGCAUCAGCCUAUUUUAUUAGAAAUUUCGUCUUUGGGCAACAGUGCGAAUUUUCUCCAGUUCCUUACUUCGUGCGUGCAAUAACGCACGAAGUAUUUUAUUUAGACAAUCGAAGAUAAAUAGAACAGUGUUUAAUUAUCUUAGCAACUACGUUUGUCGUCUUUCUUUCAUUUCUCUUGGCUGCUUCACUUACUUUGUUGCUCCAAAAUAAAAUCUAGUCUACACUUCUGAA
Molecule: messenger RNA, 721 nt
Organism: Daphnia pulex (common water flea)
Lineage: Eukaryota; Metazoa; Arthropoda; Branchiopoda; Diplostraca; Daphniidae
Product: crustacean hyperglycemic hormone-like
Exons: 2
Coding region: 33-413 (126 amino acids)
Biological process (GO): circadian rhythm
Cellular component (GO): extracellular region
Molecular function (GO): neuropeptide hormone activity
Source: RefSeq, a predicted model, not a curated record